UUGACGUGGUUGGCCCGGUAACGGACAUGCGCCGGACAAACAUUCUCAUAUCAAUUCUUGUCUUCAUCUUCUUUCAUCCACAUACAUACAUAGUUAUUUCAGCCUGACAUUCCGCCCCUGGGGCAGACUGUGUUUGUUGUCUCACCCCUGCGUGUCCCUCCUUUGCUGUCACUGCAGAAACUCCCAAUUUGAUGGAGUGCUCUUGAAUUGGCCUCCCUUGAUCGCGGAUCUUUAUUAUCCUCAGGCUAUCCUUUAUUCUGCUGCUGCUGCUGCUGUUCCCGACAUCCAGUCCAUAAUGGACGGUGACGAAAACGCUCAUCGAUUCUCUUCGGGUAUCCCUCGCCUAAAUCGAGCCAACCCCAAUGGGAGGAGUCUUCAUGAUAUCACCGUGUCCGCGAACAACAGCGCGGCUGGCACCAUGAUGCCUCCACUAGGCACUACUAGCCGAAAACAUGUCGAAUCAAUCACAACACAACCGGCCGCCCCGGCUAGAAAAACGUUGGCUGAAAGGGGCGGGGAAACCAGAAAACAAAACCGCUUUGGCCAUUCUGCCUCGAAAUCUAUGAGUUCUAAGCCCUUAUAUUCCGCCUCGACGUCAACAUCUUCCCGUCCUGCAUCUGCCGCUUCGCGAAAUAAUCCAUACAACCCAAAGUCUUCUUCCAAUGGCCCCAGUUCGCGAACAAGGUCCUCCACUCGAAACAUCGCCCGGCCCCAGACUUCUUUCGGAUACAGGUGCUCACAUGGGGCCUCUUCCCCACGUCCGAUAACCUCAAUGAGCACUCGAGAUGACGAUCUCCAUGACUCCGUUUUAGGGAAACGAAAGGUCGAAGCAUGGGACCAGGACGCCAAAAUGGAAAAAAUGAAUGCUAUGUGUGAUCUGCUCUUGAAUCGAUUUCAAGGUACAACGAACCAGAGUGCCGGCCUCAAGGAGGCAAUAGAACUGUACAAAUCUCGACUCCAGGAGGUAGAGGAGAAAAACUCACAGCUUUCAGAACAUAACAUUACACUCCGUGUUGAGCUUGACACUACAAAAUCUCGCCUGUUGUCGGUUGAAAAAAGUCUUAAAGAUGCUUCGCGCGACCAUGAGAUUGCAAUUGACGAUUUGGACAGACAGCACCGCAUCGAUUUAGAAACUUCACGUCAAGAGGCUAGGAACCAAAUUGAAGAGCUUGUAGCUAGACAUAAGGAAGAACUGAGGGAAUUACGUCGCCGGUUUGACAAUGAAGUCGAGAAUGAAAGGAGCAAACUACGACAAGAGCUAAACCAAAUGAACGCGCAGACUUCCAUGGAUAUACAACGUACCCAAAUCGAAGUCGAGAACAAGGAUCGAGAGCUACGGGACGUAACAGCGAAGGUGGAUAGCUUGACCAGUGACUUGAAUCGUGAACGCGCACUUAACAAGGAGCUCCAGCAAAACUUGGUGCAGCAUAGCAGUAACAUCAUGACUUUAGAGUCUUCCAUUAGUGCUCUGAAGGCUAGGAUUGAGUUCCUCGAGUCCGGCAAUAAAGAACAGUCUGAUGCAUUUGGCCGUCUGGAUCAGGAACUCCGGGAUGCACUAGCAGAAACUCAAGCUACAAAAGACAAACUGCGCAAAGAAGAGACAUUGCGACGGAAGCUCCAUAAUCAAAUACAGGAACUGAAGGGAAAUAUUCGCGUUUUCUGUCGCGUUCGUCCCAUGCUUGAUAAUGAGCCCGUCGAGGAUUCCGCGAGAAUCGAAUUCCCUGAUUCGGAAGCUGACUCCAAGGAAAUUUCGGUCCUUGGCCCAGAGGAGAAGAGUAGCCUAGGGAACAUCACAACCAAAAACUAUGCUUACUCCUUCGACCAUGUGUUUGGCCCAUCAUCUCAAAACACCGAUGUCUUUGAGGAAAUUAGCCAACUGGUUCAGAGCGCUCUAGAUGGAUACAAUGUUUGCAUAUUCUGCUACGGCCAAACAGGCAGCGGGAAAACUCACACGAUGUCCUCUGAUGACGGUAUGAUCCCUCGCGCCGUUCACCAAAUAUAUGACACUGCCAGUGCGCUCGAAGAAAAGGGAUGGCAAUAUACCAUGCAGGGAAAUUUCGUCGAGGUUUACAAUGAAAACCUGAACGACCUACUGGGUAAGGCGGAGGAAUUCGACAAGAAGAAACACGAGAUUCGUCAUGACAUGCAGAAAUGCAAGACCACCAUCACAGACAUCACAACCGUCGACCUGGAUUCACCUGCUCGCGUGGAGUCCAUCCUACGUCGAGCUGCCAUGAAUCGCUCAGUCGCUGCAACCAAAGCGAACGAACGAUCUUCUCGAUCACACUCCGUUUUCAUCCUAAAGUUGAUCGGAGAAAACCGCCUCACGGGGGAAAGAAGUGAAGGUACACUUAACCUUGUUGAUCUUGCUGGCAGCGAGCGACUGAGUCAUUCCAAGGCCACGGGUGAGCGGUUAAAGGAAACACAAAGCAUCAACCGUAGCCUCAGUUGUCUGGGAGAUGUAAUCGGGGCUCUUGGCCAAGGCAAAGAGGGUGGACAUAUUCCAUAUAGAAAUAGCAAGCUUACAUAUCUGCUUCAAUUUUCUCUGGGGGGCAACUCCAAAACGUUGAUGUUCGUUAUGGUCAGCCCAAGACAGGAGCAUCUCAGCGAGACCCUAACAAGCCUCAAGUUCGCGACAAAGGUCCACAAUACUCACAUCGGCACUGCGAAGAAACAUACGAAAAUGAUUCGCGAAACAUAGUGUUAGUAUAAUUUUCUUUUUCUUUUCCUUUUGUUUUUGGUUUGGCAUACCCGGAAGCUUUUCGACGCUGCUUUGGUUUCGUGUUUUUUUGUUUUAACCUCGACGAUUUCUUUGGAGUUUUAGGUUCCCAUUUUACCCCCAGUUGGCCCUUGUUGGCCAAUAGCACACCCAAGUUAUGUCAUAUACAGAGCUAUGUAUUGCUGUUAACGUGGUUUGGAGAGGUAUUUUUCUGUUUUAGGGCUUAAUUAGGCUUUGAUCAGUGUAGAUAUGUUUGUCCAGAGCUCUUGGGCUCGGGCACUUCUAGUUUAGGUCGUGUGUACGGGUACGACAAGAAUUCUGAACUUUUUAUGAAUUUUCUCGUCGUCCUUGCGGCUCAAUAUUACCUUCUAAGACUAUCGUUAAAAGAAAAGACGACCAUUUAUAAAAGGGUAUUAUCGAUCUCUUUAGUAUGAGCAUCGCUCGGACUGCUCAAACUCACGCUUCUGCUCUCAAACAGACCACACAAUUCAUCCGUUCCACUGCAAUCAUCUAUCAAGAAAGUCCCUGAUUAAGAUGAACGUUUCGUCCGGCUUCUCAAGCCAAGGAAAAUGCCCGCACUCAUCUAAUAUAACAACGGUAGCGCGAUCUACACCAAGAUCCCUCGUCUGCUCCGCAUUUUCUGUCGUGCACUGGCAAUCUUGACCGCCAAAUAUGAUCAGCGUGUCCGCCGUGACAUGCUUCAGCCCAUCAAUCAUCCUCUUGCCGAUCGCAGCGGUCCGAUCACACAGCCGCAUCUGAUCCAGGCACCAGAAUGAAUACCCUUGAUCCCCGACCGCCUCCAGAUACCUGGGCACGUGGGUUGUGGGGUCAAAGAAAUAGAGCGGGCUGAUUCUGGUCAUGAACGCCCCCAGCUCCUCAUCGUUCGUCGGGUAAUCCGUCGCUAGCGCCCGGUAUGCAUCUGCGAACCGCACGUCCCCCCCUCUCUCCCUCUCCUCCCGAUAGCGCCUGGACGCUGCCGAGUCAUCAUGCCCUAGCAGCCGGUGAUCGAGUAGGAUGAGUUUCGCAACGCGUCGCGGGAACGUGGCGGCGUAUGCCAGCACGAUGGUCCCGCCGUGCGAGUGGCCCAGCAGCACGGGGUAGCGGUCGAUGUUUAGAUGCUGCCGGAACAAGUCGAGGUCGGCGGCCAUGUCGAAGGAGGUCAUUGUGGCUGGGUCGGUGGGCCGUGAGGAACCUCCUGACCCGCGCGGAUGGAAGAAGAUGAGUUUGUACUCGUUUUCUAGCGGGGUGAGGCCCGAUUGGAGGUAGCGGGGUCCGAUGCCCCAGCCUGGACAUUGGAUGAGGAGGGUUUUGUCCAAAUUGGCGGUUGUGGUUCCGCAAACGCUGUAUUUGAAUGUUAUCCCAUUGGGGGCCUUGAAGGCAUGGGUGCCUGGUGAGAGUUGGCUCAUGCUAGUGUUUGAAGGGGAUGUAUUAUUCCAUUUGGCUGUGGAGGAGGGUUUGCUUGUGGGAAGCUGGUGGGGAAUGAAUGGAGUUGUAUGUUUUAACUCAGGUGUUGGUAGCGAUUGUGAGGUCAUUGUAAACUUGUCUAGGCACAUGUACUGACUGUACCUAGACGUGGAUUUAUAUAUAUAUCACCGUGUCAAGAAUUGGAUGUUUCUACUUGAUCAAGGAAGGACCAAGCUUCUAUUGAUAAACACCG
Molecule: messenger RNA, 4376 nt
Organism: Blastomyces dermatitidis ER-3
Lineage: Eukaryota; Fungi; Ascomycota; Eurotiomycetes; Onygenales; Ajellomycetaceae
Product: kinesin family member C1
Exons: 6
Coding region: 296-2701 (801 amino acids)
Biological process (GO): microtubule-based movement
Molecular function (GO): microtubule motor activity; microtubule binding; ATP binding
Source: RefSeq, a predicted model, not a curated record